AUGACUAGAAUAAGUAAUGCUGAGCCUCAAAAGAAAUUUCGGUGGUGGAAAAAGGCCAAAGAAGGAGAUAACUACCUGCCCUCGUACCAUUUGUUACAUGGAGUUUGUCCUAAAUCUACCGAAACGAUUAAGUAUGUGCCAGGUUGCCCAACAACCGAGGAGGCUUGGAAAGAAAGAGAGGAACAAAAACGGUGUGAGGAUGUGGAACAGGACUGUGUUACUAAGGAGAGAUUUGUUUAUCACUGUGCUGUCAAUGAAUGGAGGAAUGUUACACUAGAAGUCUGUGCACCUUUACGAAUUAUAUUUGGUCGUUGUGUGGAAUACAAUGUGCUUGGAAAAAGAAUUCAAUUCAACAGAGAGCGAUGCACUACCUUUUGGAAACCAUGUCCAGAACAUUACCAGUCUAAUGAUGUGUAUCUUUAUCCUGAAUGCUUCAAGACAAUUAUGACAUACACGUCACAUUUGAUAAAUCAUAGGCAUGAAAAACAUAAAAACGACAGGCAAAGGGAAAUAAAAGUUAAGGAAGUACAACUGGUAGAAUUUUCUGAAGGAAAUAUAAAUUCAAAGGAAGACACAAACAGAACGAACAAUGGAGAAAGAAAAUACACGGAUCUGUCAUUGUUGUCAUUGAACGUCCUAACAGCUCUUCUUCUCACUCGUUGGUGUGAAAUGGAUAAACUGUGA
Saccostrea cuccullata (small rock oyster) is the source of this 684-nucleotide messenger RNA. RefSeq lists its product as uncharacterized. The coding region runs from base 1 to 684 and encodes 227 amino acids. Lineage: Eukaryota; Metazoa; Mollusca; Bivalvia; Ostreida; Ostreidae. The record is from RefSeq and is a predicted model, not a curated record. The transcript has 5 exons.